AUGGCGGACAGAGAGAAGCGGAAAGCCAGCUCACCAUCUGGCCGCAACAUCCAGGUGAACUCCCCGGCAAGCUUCAGGUUGACCCAUGACAUCAGCCUGGAUGAGUUUGAAGAUGAUGACCUGUCAGAGAUUACAGAGAUCACAGACGAGCGUGGGAUGAGCCUCAAUUGCAAUGGCCCAGAUAUAAAGGGCCAUGUGAGGCGAGGAACCAAUAGCAUGUCGGGGAGGGCGGAGCUGGGCGCCGUCGGCCAGCUCCAGGCAGAGAUGCUGCAUUUGGAACUCAUCGACGGUGCUGACAGUUACCGCGGUGACAAAGAGUCCUCGAAGGCGUCCGGCACCGCACCCCCACCAGUCACCAAGGACCCUACAGCACCUGUUACCAUGGAUACCUACCGGCCCAAGAGACCAACGACCCUUAACCUCUUCCCGAUUGUGCCGCGCACACAGGACACAUUAAACAACAACUCCUUUGGGAAGAAAUACAGCUGGCAGGAGAAGGUUUCAGGCUCAUCCUCACCUCUCAAAACAGGUGAUCUCACCCCUCCGCAUGAGCACAGCUGUCUGAGCGACGAGGACAAGGUGCAGGGCGGGGGAGCGCAGACCAAAGACCGCGGGACUUCCACUGAUGCCCCCUGCAGACACAGCCAUACCUCUGGACACUCAAAUUGCUCAUCUACAGCGGCUGCCACACGCUCCAAGCUUCUGGAGAAGCCGCCUGCGCCACCGCCACCACAGAACUAUACACCAGCUCCUCUAUACCCAGCGGGGAAAACGGAUGGAGGUGGGCACCACCGGGAGAGGAUCCGCUACCAUACAGACGUUCAUCUAGAGCCCACAGAGGAGAUCUAUCUGACUCCUGUGCAGCGUUCCGCUGACCCCCUAGAGCCCAACAACGCUCAGGACCGGCCUUUUCUCUCGCAGCAGACUGAGCAGGGCCGCAUGUCCAUCAGCUCUGACACAGAGGGCCCGCCUCCGUAUCAACCCCUCCCAGACCGGACAAAUCCCUCCAUCUAUGAGGAGGACGAGGUCUAUGUCCCCCCUCCAUCAUAUGCUUCCUGUGUAGAGUCCCUCAUCACACCGCCUAGCAUGGCUGUCUCAGCUCGCUCGUCCCUCGCAUUGGACCUUGGUCUGAAGGGGGCGGGAACAGGUGCCGAGGUCAUGCUGAGAGCUGGAUCAUCUGUGGAGUACGUGGAUGCCACAGAUGAAAGCUACUGCGGGGAGGAUGAGGAUGUGGACAGGAUAAUGUUGGACGGAAGGAUGAGGCAGCUGGGAGGAAAGGGGGACGGUGGUGACAGCAAAGUCUCACUAAGGACUUCCAUGAGCUCUGAGGCCAGCGGCCUUUCAUAUGACUCUGUCAAAUACACACUGGUGGUAGAUGAGCACGCUCAGCUUGAACUGGUCAGUCUCCGGCAGUGUUACCAAGGCUACAGUGACGACAGCGACUCGGCCACUGUCUAUGACAACUGCGUCUCUUCUCCCUACGAGUCAGCUAUUGGGGAGGAGUAUGAGGAGGAAGAUGAGGAGGAGGAGGAGGACAGUGCUCGGAUAGGAGGAGUGAGGAGAGAGGCCACAGCAUGCCUGUCUGAAGACUCCACUCCAGAGGUCGACCUGCACUUCUCUAAAAAGUUCCUCAACGUCUUCAUGAAUGGACGCUCUCGCUCUUCCAGUGCUGAGUCCUUUGGCUUAUACUCUUGUGUCAUAAAUGGAGAGGAGAGGGAUCAAAGCCACAGAGCCGUCUACAGGUUUGUUCCUAGACAUGACGAUGAGUUGGAGAUGGAGGUGGACGAUCCGUUGCUGGUGGAGGUCCAGUCAGAGGAUUACUGGUACGAAGGCUACAACAUGAGAACUGGUGCUCGUGGGAUCUUCCCAGCUUACUACGCUAUAGAGGUGACAAAGGACCCCGAGAGCUACAAAGUGAAGAGCAGUGAAUGGAUGGACAGAUAUAGGCUGAAGUUCCUGGGCUCAGUUCAAGUGCCCUUCCACAAAGGAAACGAUGUUCUGUGUGCAGCUAUGCAGAAGAUUGCCUCCAACAGAAGGAUGACAGUAAAGUACAACCCGCCUUCCUCCUGCUACCUGGAGAUCAGUGUGAAAGGCAUCAAGCUUGCAGUUCAGGAAGAUUAUUAUGCCUGUGACAGAAGUAAUGAGUGCAAUCACUUCUUCCAGUUAAAGAAUGUUUCCUUCUGCGGCUAUCACCCCAAAAACAGCAAGUAUUUUGGUUUCAUAACUAAGCACCCAGCAGACCAGAGAUUUGCCUGCCAUGUGUUUGUGUCUGAAAACUCCACCAAACCUCUUGCAGAGUCAGUAGGGAAAGCCUUCCAGUUGUACUAUAAAGAGUUUGUGGAGGUAUCAUGCCCUACAGAGGACAUCUACCUGGAAUAACCCUGCCCUGCCUUCAACCACAGCCCUGUACAGUACACUGUAUCUUAACAUAAUGUUGCAUGA
Molecule: messenger RNA, 2442 nt
Organism: Micropterus dolomieu (smallmouth bass)
Lineage: Eukaryota; Metazoa; Chordata; Actinopteri; Centrarchiformes; Centrarchidae
Gene: mapk8ip1b
Product: mitogen-activated protein kinase 8 interacting protein 1b
Exons: 12
Coding region: 1-2379 (792 amino acids)
Biological process (GO): regulation of JNK cascade
Cellular component (GO): cytoplasm
Molecular function (GO): protein binding
Source: RefSeq, a predicted model, not a curated record